This is a messenger RNA of Budorcas taxicolor (takin), 2359 nucleotides long. RefSeq names its product inhibitor of nuclear factor kappa B kinase subunit epsilon (gene IKBKE). The transcript is spliced from 22 exons. The record is from RefSeq and is a predicted model, not a curated record. NCBI's taxonomy places the organism in Eukaryota, Metazoa, Chordata, Mammalia, Artiodactyla, Bovidae. Bases 203 to 2359 code for a protein of 718 amino acids. Gene Ontology annotation, molecular function: protein serine/threonine kinase activity; ATP binding. Gene Ontology annotation, cellular component: cytoplasm. Gene Ontology annotation, biological process: peptidyl-serine phosphorylation.
GCCCGUGCAGGGCAGCAAGCCCUGAAAGUCUAGGGGUGCCUCCCAGUCCCACAGCCUGCCUGUCCCUCAGCCGAGAUGGGCUCAGCUCCUGGACUGGCCACAGACAGAAAGCAUAGCACACUCUUACCGGGGAGAGUCUCUGCCUGAUCCGGGUUGCGCAGAGAGCAGGGGCGGAAGGCGGUCGGCCGGCCGGGAGCGGGAUAUGCAGAGCACCGUCAACUACCUGUGGCACACGGACGACCUGCUGGGGCAGGGCGCCACGGCCAGCGUGUACAAGGCCCGCAACAAGAAAUCCGGGGAGCUGGUUGCUGUGAAGGUCUUCAACACGGCCAGCUACCUGCGGCCCCGCGAGGUGCAGGUGAGGGAGUUUGAGGUCCUGCGGAAGCUGAACCAUCAGAACAUUAUCAAGCUCUUCGCGGUGGAGGAGACGGGGGCCGGCCGGCAGAAGGUGCUGGUCAUGGAGUACUGCUCGAGCGGGAGCCUGCUGAGCGUGCUGGAGAGCCCCGAGAACGCCUUUGGGCUGCCCGAGGACGAGUUCCUGGUGGUGCUGCGCUGCGUGGCGGCCGGCAUGAACCACCUGCGGGAGAACGGCAUCGUGCACCGCGACAUCAAGCCUGGGAACAUCAUGCGCCUGCUGGGCGAGGAGGGCCAGAGCAUCUACAAGCUGACCGACUUCGGGGCCGCCCGCGAGCUGGAUGACGACGAGAAGUUCGUCUCAGUCUACGGCACCGAGGAGUAUCUGCACCCUGACAUGUACGAGCGGGCGGUGCUUCGCAAGCCCCAGCAGAAAGCUUUUGGGGUGACCGUGGAUCUUUGGAGCAUCGGGGUGACCCUGUACCACGCAGCCACCGGCAGCUUGCCCUUCGUCCCAUUUGGCGGGCCCCGGCGCAACAAGGAGAUCAUGUAUCGCAUCACCACGGAGAAGCCAGCCGGGGCCAUUGCGGGCACCCAGAGGCGGGAGAAUGGGCCCCUGGAGUGGAGCUACACCCUGCCCAUCACCUGCCAGCUGUCCAUGGGUCUGCAGAGCCAGCUGGUGCCCAUCCUGGCCAACAUCCUGGAGGUAGAGCAGGCCAAGUGCUGGGGCUUCGACCAGUUCUUCGCGGAGACCAGCGACAUCCUGCAGCGAGGCGUGAUCCACGUGUUCUCCUUGCCCCAGGCAGUCCUGCACCGCGUCUAUGUCCACGCGCACAACACGAUAGCCAUCUUCCUGGAGGCCGUGUAUGAGCAGACAGGCGUGGCCCCCCAGCACCAGGAGUACCUCUUUGAGGGUCACCUGUGUGUCCUUGAGCCCGGCUUCUCUGCUCAGCACAUCGCCCACACCACAGCGAGCAGCCCCCUGACCCUGUUCAGCACAGCCAGCGAGCCCCCCAAGGGGCUGGCCUUCAGGGACCCCGCUCUGGACGUUCCCAAGUUUGUCCCCAAAGUGGAUCUGCAGGCAGAUUACAGCACAGCUAAGGGCAUCUUGGGUGCCGGCUACCAGGCCCUGCGGCUGGCACAGACUCUGCUGGGAGGGCAGGAGCUGAUGGUUCGGGGGCUGCACUGGUUCGUGGAGAUGCUCCAGGCCACAUGCAGGCGGAUGCUGGAGCUCUCGAGCAUGGCUCUCCUCUUCCUCAGCAGCAGCCUCGGCCCUGAGAGGUUUAGCGGCAUGGCUGGGGUGCCUGAGCUCCAGGACCUGAAGAGGACCGCAGAGCUGAGGUCCAGGCUGCGUAAUUUGGCUGAGGUCCUCUCCAGAUGCUCCCACAAUAUCACGGAAACUCAGAAGACCCUGAGCGACCUGCGCUCUGAGCUGGUGAAGAACCGGGAUCAGGUACAUGAGGACAGAAGCAUCCAGCAGAUUCAGUGCUGUUUGGACAAGAUGUACCUCACCUACAAACAGUUCAAGAAAUCCAGAAUGAGGCCAGGGCUGGGCUACAACGAGGAGCAGAUUCACAAGCUGGAUAAGGUGAAUUUUAGUCAUUUAGCCAAAAGGCUCCUGCAGGUGUUCCAGGAGGAGUGUGUGCAGAAGUACCAGGCCUCCCUGGUCACACACGGCAAGCAAAUGAGGCUGCUGCACGAGACCAGGAGCCACCUGCGCCUGGUGGGCUGCUCUGUGGCUGCCUGCAACACGGAAGCCCAGGGAGCCCAGGAGAGCCUCAGCAAGAUCCUUGACCGACUAUCUCACCAGCUCCUGCAGGAGAGAACACAGGGGGCUCAGGCCUCCCCACCCCCGACAGCUCCUUAUCCCAGCUCUGCGCUGAAGGACCUAGUUCUCCACAUGCAAGAGCUCUGUGGGGAGAUGAAGGUGCUGGCGUCUGACCUCCAGGACAACAACCGCAUCAUCGAAGGGCUAAGCAGGGUCCCACUGGCUCCUGACCUCUGA